AUGAAGAGACAGGAAGACCAGAAUAAAAAUGAGGUAAAAAUGGCAGAAGCUGUACGGUAUUAUGUUGAAUGCAUUUAAAUGACAAGCUAUAUUAUUUAGCAUACAAGAGUACAAGCAGAGUCUUGUACAUUAAUUGCUUAAUAAACAAAUUAAAAUUGAACUAUUAAUAUCAACCUUAAGGAGUAGAACCAUCCCAUAAAUACAUAUUUCUAUUCACACCAUCCAAUGAUUUUGCAGAACCAUGACCAUACAUUCAGGAAAACAAGAAAGCAUUAUCAACCAUCCAAAAAGCUGGGUUGUCCCAGCCAAAUUAUAAUGUCUCGAGUCCUAAAGUUUCCAGAUUAUAAGGUAUGUAUGUUCAGAGGUUGCUGAUGGUGCACAUUAUUCAUGAUUGUACUGUAGUUAGAUUAUUUAACUUAGUUGAUAUUUUGUUUAGCUAGGCAGGUACAAUUUAGUCAAUGAAAUCCGAGAGGCUUGGCUGUUUACUCUGCUCCUAACUACCUAUAGAGUGUGAAAUGCCAUUUCCUUCAAACAAGUACAAUGUAUCUUAAAUUCUGUGUAAUCUUAAAUAUAUCCAUUCUGUAGGUUGUUGUUGGUCCAAAUGGAGGAAAACCACAGAGAAAGAUGAGAGAGGCAGCAGAAGCAUUAAAGGCAGACUUGCAAGCAGGAACAAAAUUGGCAAUUAUUGACCAAUUUGCAAUUAAACUCCCAGAUAUAAAUAGUCAUAAAUUCCAUACAACCGAAGGAGAGGUACAUCAAUACUCAUUUCAUGAAUAUUUAGAGAUAAGUCAUUUGUCAUGGUUUGUUUUGAGUGAUGAAAGUACUGUCAUGUAGAAAGACUGGUUGUUGAAAUUUACUCUUUUUGGUCAAUCACUGCCAGUUAAUAUUAAUGUCAAUGUUGGCCAUCUUCAAAUAUAUAUAAGGGACCGGUCAUUAUUUACGGGAAGGGGGGGAGGGGAAAAUAAGGGGGGGGGGGCAUAUGCAUAAAUAAAUAAUGACUAGGAGGGAAAGGGGCUGUUAAAUUUUUUCAGGAAAAUGAGAGGAGGGGGGUGCAAUUAAAUUAUGAAGGAAUUUGCUUAAGGCAUAUGUAUAAAUAAAUAAUGACUAAAAGGGGGGGGGAGGGCUGUUAAAUUUUUUCAAGAAAAUGAAAGGAUUUUGCUUAAUAAGCCUGGUAUCCAUACAAAUGUAGCGACUCAAUCAUGGUCACUGAUCUGAAAUAGUCUGGAUUUAUCUUGUCUUUUGUGUGCUCUAUGCAAAUCAGUCUUUACCGAUUGCAAAGGUAUUAUUACAUCAGCUAUCUUGACAUGGUUCAAAUACCCAGACCAAAUGGAAACCUGAUUUUAGUGUUAUGUAUAAAAAUACUACUCUUUUAAUUAUAAUUUUGUGCUAGCUAAUAUAUAUAUUUUUGGUCAAUGUUAAUAUCUUAUCAGUUCCAUAUUAUUAUUUAAUAACACUAUAACGCCUGGGAAUCUCCAUUUGACGAGUAAAAAUGAAAAUGGGGGGCAAAGAAGUGUCACCAUUAAAUAUCUGCUCUUUUAAGGGGUGGGGGGUGGGGUUUAAUUUUUAAAAUUUGGGAAAGGAAAAAUUCCUUUCUACCGUCCAUAAAUAAUGACCAGUCCCUAAUAACUAAUAAAUCUCUUUAUUAUUACCUGUUUAGGCUGCAUGUCUACGUGAACCAAUGGAUCCCAUAAUUGUGGAGAAAAUUAAAGCGAUGCAAGUGAUUGGUGUUCGCAGUACGGCUGAAGUUCGUCGCCAUUUGAAUAGUUUUGUAAAACAUGAGCUAUUUCAUGGAGAAGAUCCCCCACCUGAAUUAAGAAGAAGGUAUUACCCAACUGAUGCGGACAUUAGAAACAUACUGUACACAUCACGGAUUGGCGCGCGAAAGGCCCCAGAUGACCAAAUAAAUUUGGAAAUGAAAUGCAAGGAUUAGCAAGAAUUAAAUCCAGAAGACUUUAUUUUCUAUAGGGUAAAAAUACAUGGUACUUUUAGCGACAAAGUGUAAUGAAAUGGAGUAAACUCUAAACAAUAUUAUAUAAUUAUAAGUAUACAAGUCAAUAUUUAAGUUUCACUUUUUAGCCGUCAACGGUGCUGUCAGUAGAGGAAGAUUCACAAAGCUUUCUAUUUGUUUAUCAAUCGCAAUGGAUGAAGCGCUUACUAUUGUUAUAUGGUCAGGAAAUGUGCUUGAUGGACGCCACAUACAGAACCAGCAGGUACAGUACAAUGUCAUGAUAAAUUAUACCUAUAACACUAACAUCUUACGUUGUGAAACGAUGCUGUUUUUCCUCGAAUAACCUAGUCCAUGGCGAAUGAGAAUUAUGGCUAAUCAUCAGACUGCCUAGUCCACGAAAACGAAAGUUUCUCUUAUUCCAAUGUCUUCAUCAUCAUCAAUAAUAACAAAUAAAUGGAAUAACAUUAUUAAUUUAAUUAUUAUUUUCCAGAUACGCGUUGCCACUCUUCUUCCUGUGUGUCCGAUCCAACGUUGGGUAUAUUGUCGUUGCUGUUUUUAUCCCAGAGCAUGAAGAUGCGGAUUCCAUAUUAGAGGUUCUCAGAAUAAUACGCAAGGAAAACCCAUUGUGGGAUCCUAAGAAUGUUAUGGUUGACUGUUCGCUGGCGGAAAUAGCGGCCAUUAACGAAUGCUUUCCAAGUAAGUAACCAUAUCCAGUAUAACAUGUUGGUAUUCGAUAUUUCUAAACGAAUGUUAUACAUUUACGUCCGUGAUCGUUGCCUAAUGAAGUUGCUUUUUAACCUCCAUGAAUCCUUUAAUGUGGAGUUUAUGGACUUCACAAUUCUGUGGCGCAUUAAUAAAAUACAUGACGUGUAACAUUUGUAAAGCUAACAAUUUUCUGGAUAUAAGUCGCCCAAAUUGACAUGUAUCCAUCCUUUCUUUAUUGACAGAAACACAUGUUCAUGUUUGCGAUUUCCACCGUGAGAAAGCAUGGAAUGAGUGGGUGUCCAAAACAACGAAUGGGGUGACAGAAAACCGAACCGAGGUGUUGCAAUACCUGCGUAACAUUGCGAAAAGUGCGAACCAAGGUGAACUUGACCAGAAUGUUGCAGUCCUGAAAGAAAGUCAAAUUUGGAAAGAAUCCGUUCCGCUGCAAAAAUACUUCAAAGAAUUUUGGGGUCUCCAUCUGCAGGUACUGUCAUAUCUUUAUUAGCUUAUCGCCAUAGCUGUAUAUCAUGUACUGUGAUCAAUAAUCCAGGAAUUGUAUAGUACUUAAUUAAAAUAAAUACAGUAAUCGCGGAGCCAGCCUUCAAGGUACUGUACAUCCUUUUCCAGGUACAUCGUUACGACAAAAAAGUAUUCUAAAGCCAAAAUAAAUAAAAGAUAAAUUACUACCAAUCUUUACAGAAAUGGGUCCGUUUCUACCAUGACGAGGCAUUGAAAAUCUCCAUCAACACAAACAAUGGAAUUGAGCGACAAAAUAACUGGCUGAAACAAUCCUACCUUGAUGGACGAAGAAAUAACUCCAUCACCGACUUAGUAGAUAUACUAUUAAAGCAAUUUUUGCCUGAUAGCUACAAGAAGUAAGUAUCUUAUUACUAUAUCGGAUUGGUGAACAAAUCCAUGUUAUGUAUUCCAUUGUCCGCUGAAAUUGCUACGUUCCUAUAAGCGACAUCAUAUGCUGUAAAAUUAAAUUUUAAAAAUGCGCGACAACAUUAUCUUAUUGUGUAUCUUUUCCGUUCUUUUGAAACACGGUAUCUUAUUGUGUUCUUUUCCGUUCUUUUGAAAGAUAUAGAGAACAAAACAUCAAGUGCACAGACUCGUACAGGUGUUACGACAAGCGCGUUCCCAAGUAUCUCCAGAACAGACCAAGAGGCAUUGUAGAGCACAUCAUGAAAAGAAGUACCACGGAGAUUCAAAACCUCAACAUUUCUCAAGUAACUCCUCGCCUAUUUAGCGUCCGUAGUGGUGUAGAAUUUUACCAAGUUUGGUUGGGUUCCGACAUCCAACUGCCAACAUGCCAAUGCAUCGACUACCGGACCAAGAAAUUGCCGUGCAAGCACAUAUGCGCUGUUGUUCAAUAACCUGGCAUAGGGUGGGAGUCUCUUGGUUCGCGGUUCAACAGUCACCCCCUGUUCAUUUUGGAUGAGGAAGUUAUACGACAAGUACAAGAAUCGUCUUAUGAAGUAAAUGAUGAAACAUUUCCAUCGACCCAAAGAGAAGCGACGCAAAAAGAUUGUUCCCCAGGGUCUGAGAGCAAGGUAGAGGUGGCUACGGUGAGCCUUCCCUGUCGAAAAAAAGGGCAACAUCCGGAGACAGUGCAUUCAAGAAGUGAAAUCCCUCCAUGAUGAACUAUAUCUGCUAACGGAUAAAGAUGUUUUGAACGAAACCCUCGAAAAGAUCCGAGAAGUUCUUGCUUAUGCAAGGAAGCAUCGUCCCAAAGAAAAUGGAAUUGCGUUGAAGGACAAAUCCUUAUCGCCAAAGAAAAUCACGGUAAAAACGUCCAAAUUAGCAAAAAGAAAAAAGAGGAAUCACUUUAUGAAGAGAGUUGGAUCAGUUGCCGAUUCUCGAAACGCAAAGAUUGUCAUCGAAGACAGUGAUGUUGGUAAAAAAAUGAGUCGAUCCAAGGCGAAAGGUUCCCAAGUUGCUGGCAAGAAGAGAUCCAAGGUCCAAAAUUACAACGUUGUUGGCAAGAAGAAAAGAAAAGAGGAAGUAGACGAGAAUGGCAACAGACCGAGUGAUACAUGGAUGAUGAUCAAUGGUGUGAAACUGACCUACGAAUUGAGGGACAUACUCCUGUGCACGUUUGCAUGGUUGACAGACGAACACAUUGAUGCAGCCCAGCACCUUAUAAAAGAGCUGGGAACGGGAGUUAGUGGUCUCAACUGCAUUGCAGCAACAACACAUUGCAGCAGAUUUGCAGUCCGUCAGGAUGUUCACCAAACCAUUCAGUGCCACAAUAUUGGUCUUGCCCCUUAA
Messenger RNA from Paramuricea clavata, 4924 nucleotides. The record is from the annotation of a GenBank genome assembly. Lineage: Eukaryota; Metazoa; Cnidaria; Anthozoa; Malacalcyonacea; Plexauridae.